AUGCAAGAAGCCCUUAAUGCCUAUGAAAAUAAUGUUGCCGGUUUAAAUGAAAUCGCUAGGAGAUAUAAAGUUCCUAAAGCUACUCUGAAACGUAGAAUUGACGAUACAAACAAAAAUGUGCAUGGAUGCGAAAAAAAAUUCGGACGUUCUACGGAUCUUCCCCUAGAAAUUGAAAAUGAAAUAGUUAACCAUGUAUUGGAGCUAGAAAGAAGCUUGUUUGGAAUCACUCGCAAUGAUUUGCGAAAACUUGCCUAUGAUGUCGCCGAAGCUAAUGGGAUUUUACAUAGAUUUAAAAACGGUAAAGCCGGCAAGAAAUGGUAUUACUGCUUUAUGUCCAGGCAUAAAGAGCUAUCUCUUCGACAACCAGAGCCUACUUCAGCAGCGCGGGCUACAGGUUUCAACAAAGAAAAAGUCAAGGCUUUUUUUGAUUGCCUUACUUCUCUCUAUAAUGAGUACAAUUUCAGUCCAUCUUGCAUUUAUAAUGUAGACGAGACUGGCCUCUCUACGGUUCAGAGGCCUCAAAAAAUUAUUGCACAGAAAGGAAAACAUCAAAUAGGAGCACUUACGAGCGGAGAGCGAGGUGUAAAUACGACAUGUGUCUGUUGUUUGAACGCUGCUGGCAAUUACGUACCGCCAAUGCUUAUUUUCAAGCGCAUUAGAUUUAAAGAUUAA
Acanthoscelides obtectus is the source of this 672-nucleotide messenger RNA. NCBI's taxonomy places the organism in Eukaryota, Metazoa, Arthropoda, Insecta, Coleoptera, Chrysomelidae. The record is from the annotation of a GenBank genome assembly.